UAAGCUUUAUGGGACUGAAGAAGAACAGAGGACAGUAGGGGAAAACAGAGAGAGAGAGAGAGAGAGAGAGGCCUCCAUUAUAUUAUAUUAGUAUAGCUCUCUCACCCAAUUCCAAUUCCCACAACUGUGCAAAAUUCAAAACCUCUCCAUUACAGAGAGAAAAUUUAUAGACGGCGACAGCUCUUGCAGCUGCAGGCAGAGAUGGAUAGGCCUAUGAGAAAGCCAUUUUUUGGGGAUUUGUUAACGUUAAGUCAGUUCCUUUAGAGAGAGAGAGAUAAAGAAGCAGAGAAAUUAAAGACGACCCAACAUAAUUUUUUCCUCUCAGAAGCGUUUUUCUCUGCAGCACUUCAAAAAGAAGAAGCUGAUUUGUAACAGAUGCCGAUGAGGGAGAGAAAGAAAUAGAGCAGAUAAUAAUCACAGACACAGUCUGUUACACAAAGCAGAAAAAAGAAAACAGGGGAAAAAUAAAACUUGUACGGUUAAUUAUGAUUGCUUGCUUAACCGUCCUGUUUUGUUAGCUUUUUUUUUCCCUCUCUCUCUCUUCCUUCUGUGCCUUGUCCUUUGAUUGAUCGGUAGAUGGGGUAGCACCACAGUUUGCCAUUCUUUCAGACUGUGAAAAACAGAGAGAGAGAGAGAGAGAGAGAGAGACUCUUUUCCUCGUUUCUCUUCUUCUUCGUUGGUUUUUCUUGUUGUUCUUCAAUCUUUGGCGUUUGAGAUUGAGACCCAUUUUUUUUAAUUUGAAUGACGCUUUACGAACAGAAUCUGGGGGAGUCUCGCAAAGGUUUGGAAGGUGAGGAUCUGUAUGAAGAACUGUGGAAGGCAUGUGCAGGGCCUCUUGUUGAAGUUCCUGUCGAUGGAGAAAGGGUUUUUUACUUCCCUCAGGGUCAUAUGGAACAAUUGGAAGAGUCCACAAAUCAGGAGCUUAAUCACCAAAUCCCUCAUUUUGAUCUUCCUCCCAAGAUCCUAUGUCGUGUUGUUAACAUUCGUUUGCUGGCUGAAAAGGAAACAGAUGAGGUCUAUGCUCAAAUCACUUUAUACCCAGAAGCUGAUCAAAGUGAGCCCCAAAGCCCUGAUCCAGAGCCACCUGAGCGUACAAGGCAAACUGUUCAUUCUUUUUGUAAGAUUUUGACUGCGUCUGAUACUAGCACUCAUGGAGGUUUCUCAGUUCUUAGAAAGCAUGCCACUGAAUGCCUUCCUCCCCUUGAUAUGAGUCAAUCCACCCCAACUCAAGAAUUAACUGCCAAGGAUCUUCAUGGGUAUGAGUGGAAAUUUAAGCAUAUUUUCAGAGGUCAACCACGGAGGCAUUUGCUAACUACCGGGUGGAGUACGUUUGUUACAUCGAAACGGCUGGUUGCUGGUGAUGCCUUUGUUUUCUUAAGGGGAGACAAUGGGGAAUUGAGGGUUGGUGUUCGACGGCAGGCUCGCCAGCAGAGUUUGAUGCCUUCCUCCGUGAUAUCUAGCCAUAGUAUGCAUCUUGGAGUUCUUGCCACCGCUUCUCAUGCUGUUCGUACGCAGACCUAUUUUGUUGUGUAUUACAAGCCAAGAACUAGCCAAUUCAUCAUCAGCUUAAACAAGUACUUGGAGACAGUUAAAAAUGGAUAUGAAGUGGGGAUGCGCUUCAAGAUGAGAUUUGAAGGAGAGGAAUCACCAGAGAGAAGAUUCACUGGAACCAUUGUUGGUAUUGGUGAUAUGUCUUCGCAAUGGUUGGAUUCGAAAUGGCGAUCGCUAAAGAUUCAAUGGGACGAACCUGCUACGAUUCAGAGGCCCGAACGAGUUUCUCCAUGGGAGAUUGAACCCUUUGUACCUUCUGCCUCCUUAAACUUCACUCAUCCUGCCAUAAAGAGUAAAAGGGCCCGUCCUGUCGAGAUUCCUCCUCCUGAAAUUACUUCCAGUUCAGCUCCUUCGGGCUUUUGGCUUCAAGGAUCAACGAUUCCUCACGAAAUACCCCAACUAAGUGGUACGAAUGAAGUCCAAAGCAGUAAUAACCGAGUUGUCCGGGCUCUCGGACAGCAAAAACUUGAUAGCGAUAGCAGCCACUGUAAUCCAGUAGCAAAUGUGGAAGGCAUUUGGCCUUGUCCUCCACUCAAUAUUUCCCUGAAGCUUUACCCAGAUUCAACAUUUGAAAGAGAACUUGUUCAGAAACAGCCACUACCCUCUCCUUAUUCUUCAUCUGUCACUUCGAAGCCUAGUAGUGAGCUCAUACAGCAUGAUCAAUUGGAGAAAGGGAAUAAACCCGACAUGUCUCUCGGUUGCCGAAUAUUUGGAAUCGAUUUGAAAAAUAACUCAAGCAUUAUCUCUUCCUUGGAAAGAUCAAAACCACGUUGCCCAAUGAUGGUGGCCGAUGAUGCCAAAGAUCCAGUAGCUGCAGCUGCUGUGAUGCCUCAAGUCGACGCUGGAAACCUCUCACAGCCUUCAAAGGAGCAGCUGCAAGCGUCAUCAGAGCUGUUGACGAAGGGAAUACAGACAAAACACGUUCCCAAUCUCUCAUCGAGAACACGUACAAAGGUACAAAUGCAAGGAGUUGCUGUAGGUCGAGCGGUCAACUUGACUACACUUGAAGGUUACGAAGGUUUGAUAGACGAGCUGGAGAAUGUGUUUGAAAUAAAAGGAGAACUUCGUGAAAUAAACAAAUGGUCUGUCGUUUUCACAGAUGACGAAAACGACAUGAUGCUCGUGGGGGAUGAUCCAUGGCCAGAGUUCUGUAAGAUGGUGAAGAGGAUCUUUAUAUAUUCAAGUGAAGAAGUGAAGAAGAUGAGUAGGGAAAGCAAGAUUGUUUCCCCAUCAUCCUUUGAUAGCUUGGAUUCAGAGCGCAAGACUGAAUCCUAAUAUUGUUUUGCGGGAGUUUUCUCUUGUUAAUUUUGGGUAGUUUAGCAGUAAUAGUAAUCAGCAAUAGUGUGAAGCUGGCAAGUGGUUUUGCUUGGUGCUUUUUUCUUCUUUUUAAUAGUUUAUAGAAUAUGCUUUAUGUAAGCCAAGCAGAAGUGCUUCUUUUGUAGGGGAGAGGCCUUAAAAGUGCUUCUUACUGCAGUUUCUAACAAUCACUCAUCUUAAUUAGUAAGUUCA
Messenger RNA from Benincasa hispida (wax gourd), 3060 nucleotides. RefSeq names its product auxin response factor 18-like. Gene Ontology annotation, biological process: regulation of DNA-templated transcription; response to hormone. The record is from RefSeq and is a predicted model, not a curated record. NCBI's taxonomy places the organism in Eukaryota, Viridiplantae, Streptophyta, Magnoliopsida, Cucurbitales, Cucurbitaceae. Gene Ontology annotation, cellular component: nucleus. Gene Ontology annotation, molecular function: DNA binding.